Staurois parvus is the source of this 306-nucleotide messenger RNA. Lineage: Eukaryota; Metazoa; Chordata; Amphibia; Anura; Ranidae. The record is from the annotation of a GenBank genome assembly.
ACGGUCAGAGACUGCAGACAUACUACAGGAGACGGUCAGAGACUGCAGACAUACUACAGGAGACGGGUCAGAGACUGCAGACAUACUACAGGAGAUGGUCAGAGACUGCAGACAUACUACAGGAGACUGGUCAGAGACUGCAGACAUACUACAGGAGAUGGUCAGAGACUGCAGACAUACUACAGGAGAUGGUCAGAGACUGCAGACAUACUACAGGAGACGGUCAGAGACUGCAGACAUACUACAGGAGACGGUCAGAGACUGCAGACAUACUACAGGAGACGGUCAGAGACUGCAGACAUAGUA